Messenger RNA from Aspergillus piperis CBS 112811, 1320 nucleotides. Its product is annotated as DJ-1/PfpI family protein. The record is from RefSeq and is a predicted model, not a curated record. The transcript has 2 exons. Lineage: Eukaryota; Fungi; Ascomycota; Eurotiomycetes; Eurotiales; Aspergillaceae. The coding region runs from base 205 to 930 and encodes 241 amino acids.
CCUGUACCUGUUUAUUCUAGAUUGGAUUAGUUCCUGGCAGUACUUCGUUCCUUCUAUAGUAGGUAAUUAUAACAGCAAUAGAAAUAGUGAGCACUGGAGUAUUAAAGGUGUCAUCUGCCCUCUUCAUAACUCACUCGCUGAAUCCUCCUAUUCACACCAACACUAUCAUACCUCCUCCCCAAUCUCGUCAAAUAUCACCCCACUAUGACAGACUCUACCACCACCACAACAACUACAUCACCACCCCUCCGCAUCGGCGUCCUCCUCUUCCCGGGCUUCCAAGCCCUCGACGUCUUCGGUCCCCUCGACGUCCUCAACGUCCUCUCCUGGUCCACCAACACCAACACCCCAAAUACAAUACCCUCCCCAACUCCACCCAUAUCCCUAACCCUCCUCUCCACCACCCUCACCCCCAUAUCCACCCUACCCCCCUCCCUCCCCAACGCCCUCUCCCAAUCCAUCCUCCCAACAGCAACCCUCACCUCCUCUCCGCCGCUCGACGUCCUCCUCAUCCCCGGAGGCUGGGGCACUCGCGCCCCGCUCCCCGAACACAUCGAGUACAUCCGCUCCGUCUACCCGUCCCUCAAGUACCUGUUGACUGUGUGUACGGGGGGGAAGUUAGCUGCGAGGGCGGGCGUGCUGGAUGGGAAGAGGGCCACGACGAAUAAGAAUGAUUGGGAGAGUGUGGUUAGGGAUGCUCCCCGCGUGGAGUGGGUGAGGGAGGCGAGGUGGGUGGUUGAUAAGUCUGCUGGGGGUGCGGAGGGAGAUGAUGGUGUAGAGGUGUGGAGUUCGGCUGGUGUGAGUGCCGGUGUGGAUUUGAUGUUUGCGUGGGUGGAGAGUAUUUGGGGGGAGGAGGUUGCGGGGAGGGUUGAGAGGGUGUUGGAGUUUAGGAGGUGGAGGGAGGGGGAGAGGGAUCCUUUUGUUUGUUAGAGGUUUAGGAGUGAUUGAUAUUGUUUAUUGAAUGUUUGGGGGGGGGCGGUGGUGGUGGUGGUGAUGGUGGUGGAUAGGGAUAUUCUCCUGGGGUGUUAUAUGUUAUGGAUUGUUGUGUUGAUGAGAAUUGUGAACGUGAACGUGAACGUGAACGUGAACAUGUAUGGAAUGGAAUUGAUCGCUGUUGAAUCGGACGUGUGAACCAAAGGAUACUAUGUAGAAGCAUUUCAACGCCAGUAUAAAUGAUUCCCAUAAACUAUCAUGCCAUAACAAGACGUAAAGAAAUGAGGUGAUUACAACUUCUUCUCCAACUUCUUCAAAAACCGAUUCACCCCGUGCUCCACCUUAUACGCACUCUUCACAAAAUACUGCGGCCGAUGCGGAUCCCCC